AUGGCUGACGGCCGCCGCCGUCGCGUCCUGGUGAACAGCACCAGCAGCGACGAUGAUGGCGACCAUGUGCCAGUCCGCUCUCGCCGCAGCCUCCUUCUUGGACCAUGGCAGAACGAAAACCCAGCAUCGUUCGUCCGCAUGCGUGGCACCACCCGCCGCCGCAACCUGCUCGGCCAAGCACAGGCGGCCGCCACAAGCAGCGCCUCCAACCUGGCCGCCACCGCUCACAAUGGCUCACCGCAGAACCAGCAACGCUGCCAGCCCUUCCAGGCCAUGGACAUGGACACAUCCGUCGCAGAACGCGCCGUGCCAGACUACAUCGGCUACCUCAUCCCCCGCGGCUUCGAACCCGUCCUGCCACCAAAGUUUGCUCGCCUCAUUGAGGAGCGUCUCAAACAAGAUGAUGAUGAUUCAAGUGAUGACGACUCCAGCGACAACGAGAACGACAACGACGACGACGAUGAAGCCGCUGCGAAUGGCGCCGCUGACGGCAAUGUCCAAAACGACGGGGAAGACAAUGUCGAUGAUGACAACACCCAAGGCAGUGAUGACGAUGACGAUGGCGACCUCCCAUGCGUCACUUCACGCCGAGCCAUCAUGGUCAACGACAUCCUUCUCCAACAGCAGCAACAGCAGUCACGCCUGCAACGCCGUACGCAUGGCUCGUCCCCACCCCGUCGAUCACCUUCGCCCACCAUCCCGCCCAUCGUCCCUGGCCACAACCUCUCUCUGUGCGAUGGCUCCUUCCAGCACCUGAGCGACCUCCCCAACGACGUGGCACGCGGCAUGUUUGUGGAGAAGCUGCUGGAGCGCCACGCGGCCGUCCCCAUCUGGGUCAAGGACCCAAGCGCAGAGCAAGCCAGCGACACGUACAAGCACCACGUCAGCGCGCUGCAGUUUGCCAACCUCGAGACCAAGACCACCCCACCCGCCGUCAACACCUACACGGACACGGAGUGCCUGCGCGUCGUGGUCAUGUCCAAGUACCGCGCAGCCACCACGUCCACCCCGCAGCUGCUCAAGGACCUCUUCCACAUCGACUCCCUGCACGAAAAGGACAAGAGCACAGACUUCACCCUGACGCAGCACGCCUCGCUGUUGGAGGUUGGCGUUGGCUACAUCAAGCAGAAGCAGGGGACCAAGGAGCUUGGCGAACGGCCCACCACGCACCCGUGCAUUGUGCUGCACGUGAUUGGCGACUACGAGGAGCUGUGGCCGGGCUUCUUGCGCGACUUUGCCGACAUUGUCAUCCUGGAACACCCGGGCAGCCCAGGCGACGCCAAGUGUGAGCCCAUCUUCAACGCAGACCUGGACAAGCGGCGCUGCUAUGCCUGGCAUCCAAAGGUCGACGCGCGUGAUGCGCCCAAGAGCAAGAAGGACGACAACCACCACGUCGUGUGUGGCCAACUCCGCGAUCCCAAGACAAACGAGAAGAUGGUGAAGCGACUGGUGAAGGCAACAGCCAAACUUCAGGAGGAGCUUGAGCAACAAGACCUCGCCGAUGACUGCAUGAGCGCGUCAACCACCAGCACCAACAGCAGCAACACCAGCGAUGCCACAGUCUCUCCAUCGCCACCAGGCAGCGACAUGCGGCCGAACCUGUACGACCUCUGCUGCAAGCACGUCCACCUCUUCCCCGACGUGGCGGAACUGGCGCCACUGCCCAAGAUUGAGCACGACUUCUCUGUCAAGCGAGGCCGCACGUUCGUGCUGCAAGAGAGCUUCAAGCGUCAGCGCUCAACCUUCGACCACAAGCACAGCAAGAACGUGCCCAUCGUCAAGAAGGGGAAGGGGAGCGUGUCGGACAUGGAUGAUCAGAUUCAAUGCGAGGUCCUUCACCGCGCCGAGCACAUUGAGCAACAGUGCGAACUGCCCCUCGUGCAGCAGGUGCUCGAGAUUGCACAGCUGCCGCGCUCCGAGGACCGCGUCGUGGGCUUCUACAUGCUGCAGCGCGCCCUGGCCUUGAAGAGCUCCCAGCAGCUCAAGCACCUGGAGGAGGAGGUCGACCGCCUCAAGACAGCCUCCAACAAGAACCCCGAGGACACGGAGCUGCGCAAGCAGUACCUGGACGCCAACGCCAGCAUCAAUGACUACAACGUCACCCUCGACCACGUGUGGCGCGAAAUCGGCCACAUCUACACCAGCGGCUGGUGCGAGCUUGGCCUGGCCAAGCUGGCCGCACAGCACAUCCUGGACGGCUACCCACUGGAGCUGUUUGAUGGCGAUGCGCUGGGCGCCAACGAGGUCUGGGUUGGUGCUGUGCUUGGUCAGCUCGAUGAGAUGCUCAAAGCGCAAUACCAGCAGCAGCAGCAGCAGCAGCAGCAGCCAGGUGGCUACACUCAUGAUGUGAAGCCGCGAGUGAUGGUGCACAGCAUGUUUGGUCCACAGAGCAGCGGCAAGUCCACCACCGCCAACCACAUGUACGGCACGCGGCUCAAGGCUAGCGUUGGGCGCUGCACCAUUGGCGUGAACAUGCAGCUCAUCCCCUGCAAGGGGCGAGACAAGUACGACUACGUGCUGCUGCUGGACACGGAGGGCGUGCGCGCCCCCGAGUUCACGCACAUGGAGGUGAGCAACCGCCGUGACGGCGUGUUUGCGCUCAUGGCCUUCUUGCUCGCCGACACGACGACGGUGGUGAUUCCGUCCGAAGAUGACCGCGUUGUGCGCGAGCUGCUGCCGGUUGUGCUGGAUGCAUACCGUGGCUCGAAGAUGGCCGAGGACAAGGGCGGCCAGCUCUCCACCAAGGUCGUGUUUGCCUACAACAAGAUGGACAGCUCCAACAAGAAGCGCUUCCGUGCGCAGACGGAGUCGCUGCUGACGUCCCUGCAAGAGGCGGAGGACACGGUGAUGAACGGCGACAACUACAUCUUCAGCGAGCUCAUCAAGAUGCAGCAGCAUGGCGACGAAGGCGACAAUGAUGAUGGUGAUGCUAGCGACCAACACAACAACAACAACAACAACAACCACGACAGCAACGAUGAGGAUGGUGCUGCCGAUGAUGACGACAAGAAGAAUGUUGUUGGUGAUGAUGAUGACGAUGGCGAUGGCGAUGGAGCGUUCGUCGCUGACAAUGACCACGUUGUCACUGGUGACGGCAGCGAGGCUGAUGAUGAUGAUGAUGAUGAUGAUGAUGAUGAUGAUGAUGAUGAUGAUGAUGGCGAUGACGACAUGAGCGACCAGCACAUGGUUGCCCUUCGGGCUGUUGGCCGGCGCCGUGUUCAGCCUCAGAUGGAUCCACACCACCAGCAGCUGAUGCGGCGGCACGUGCAGGCCCACCGCCGCCAGCCAACGCCACAGGAGGCCUCUGCUGCCUCUGCCAAGCUCUUCACGCGCGACCUCCGCUGCUCCCUGGAUGACCCCAUGGAGAGUGACGUGCACGUGAUUGGGCAGAUCAAGGCUGGCGACUUCCCGCCCGAAGACAAGCCGCAGGCCGAGUAUGCCAAGGCCCUGCUGCAGCUGCGCCGCUACAUCCACAAGCGCGUGACGGAGCAGGAAGAGUGGCGUGCCCGCACCAUUGGCGGUAUCCAGACCCUGGCCAACACGGUGUGGCAGUGCCUGGACUCGGCCCACUUUGCCGUCAGCUUUGCCACCAUUGUGGAGCGGCAGGCGUACACCCGCAUGACGGUUGGGCUGACGGCUCUGCAGCAGCGGCUUGCGCGCGUGUAUCGCUACGCGUACGACGUCGUGGCCGACAGUGUGCUGGAUGGCGAGAGCACCACCUCUGACGAGGGCGGCGAGAUGACGGAAGUGUACAUCGCCGCAAAGAUUGAGCACUGGGCUGGCGUGCUCAUGCACAAGACGCAGAACGAACGCAAAAUCAUGACGGAGAGGGUGAGGACCUUCCUUGAGGACUUCCAGCAGUGGGAGGCAACGCAGAUGGUGCGAUGGGACGACUUCAUUGCAGCACAGAACAGCCACUGGAAGGCGCUGCUUGCAUCCCUGAUUGCCAAACACCUCGGGUCGGAGCGCAAGGAGAAGGCCAUGCAGCAAGAGAUUCGGCAGUGGCUCAAGAUCAGGUUCCUGGAGCUGAGGGACGCCAGUGACGACGACGUUGACGUGCAUGCCGUGUUCACUCGUUGGUUCGACCAAGUCCUGGAGAAGAUUCUCACCGACCAUCCCUUAGAUGAGGACAAGGUUGACGACAACAUUCGCGACCACAACAUGUACGCGCAAAUCACCCAGGAGCACGUGCCCAUGAAGCCAGGAAAGCGUGUGAAGGUGGACAACAAGAAGCCCUUCUGGGCUGCGGUGCUGGCGCGCCUGCAGGGCCGUGACUCCACCAUUGACGCGCGCGCACUCAUCAGGGAGAUGUCCAAGACGGCUGUUGAUCGGGCAGUCGCAGGACACAAGUGCUACUCCGACGACAUUGUGUUCAACGCUCUGCGCGAUGCAGACAAACAGCACGCCGACGCUGGCAUUUCCUCCGUGAGCUUCCGGCAAGGACUUCUCCACGCUGUGUUCUGGCAGCUGCGGGCACAGCUCCUCCUGCUUCAGCACCAGUGGGACAUGCAGAACAGCCUGUACUGGCGCAUCGCAGGCUCUCGCGACAGCCUGCACAAGUACGCUGAGGCCAUCAUGAAGGGCUUGAAGGGCAUCAGCCUGCUCAAGUUCAACAUCACGGAGGCACUCCACGAGGCGUGGUUGCCCGACUUUCUCGAGUAUGUCACGGCCAAGUUCGCGCCAAAGGUGGUAGAGGAAGAGUUCAUCACCAACGCCUCUGUGGUGGCCGCACUGGUGGACCUGGAGCUCUUGGCCAUGCACGAGAAUGGCGAUGUGGACACCAUCCUUGAUCGCGUGCAGCACACGGACCAGCACUUUGAUGACAUGACACGGCGAAUGACGCUCAAGUACCUUGAGCAGCCACGCGAAGACGACGACGCUGCCUCGUCCCACCUGCGAACAGCCAUGGCAGCGUACCUGGCCAAGGUGAAGGACUGCAUCGCUUCGGUGGAGCUGCCAGACAAGACUGAGCAGCCGGAGGUUGAAGUGCUGCGGCUGCUCAGGCGCAAGGCAAAGGGCAACAAGCUGGCUACGCUCGCCCGCAAGUUUGAUGUUCUCUACGACGAAGCCAACCGCGCUGUUGUGCCCGACAACGACAACGACGAUGACGACGACAACGACGACGACAACGACGACGACGACGACGACAACGACGACGACGACGACGACGACGACGAUGAGACCAAGGCACGGAUUGAGGUUGACGACGUGUCUGAGAUGCUGACGGAGAUUGCAAAACUGCGCGUUGGCAACGGUGAGCUCAGCACCGAGGCGCUGCUGUCCAGCUGGAACGACACAAAGGACCAGUUUGCAAAGGACUUGCUUGAGCACCUGACUGACAGGCAGUAUGUCAGCGCGGCAAACGCCAAACCGCGCUGUGGUGAACGCUGCCCGUGGUGCGGCUACCCGUGCACACGCGAGCGCGGGCAUCUGAAUGUGUCCAACCCCGAGGAGCACGACCGUCACGACUGCUCGCAUCAGCCGUCCGGGUUCAAGGGUGUGCACAUGAUGGGCACGGGGCAGCUUGUCCCCCGCUCAUGCCUGACCAGUCUGCGUGAGGGUAGACGCUUGCGUGUUGGUGACAAGACCAUUUCCUUUGAGGACUUUGGCGUCCAGUUUCCAACAUGGAAGAAGCCAAACAUUGAUGCGCCGCACAAGGCACGCGAGUACCUGUACUUCUGCCACGUCGAGGCUGUUGCCCGCUUGCAUGAACUGUCGCGGGAGGAAUCGCGCCAGGCAUGCCCCGCCACCUACAACCACAACCCCGAAACGGUUAAGGGCACGCUGGAGCAGACGGCCAGGCCUUACACGCUGCCAAACUGA
Salpingoeca rosetta is the source of this 5823-nucleotide messenger RNA. RefSeq lists its product as uncharacterized. Gene Ontology annotation, molecular function: GTP binding. The transcript is spliced from 2 exons. Bases 1 to 5823 code for a protein of 1940 amino acids. Lineage: Eukaryota; Choanoflagellata; Craspedida; Salpingoecidae. The record is from RefSeq and is a predicted model, not a curated record.